CCGGCGGGUACCUUUGGCCGCACGCUUCUCGUAGGGUAGAUAGCUUCCGACAGAUUGAUCGAAGAGGCCAGCCGCCGCAUUUCUGAGCCUCGGAGUGUUUAUCCUCAAUACCUAAAAUGAGCGUUCAGGUCCGAUGAGGACGCUGCACGCCAUGCACCAGCAUCGAACCGGUUCCAUCUCUUUGGCACUUUCGACGGGCGGUCUGCUACCAUGAGCAUAGCGCUAUUUGUUUCUGCGACCACGCCGAGACCGAUUGCGCUGGCAUGUCGAGCUUGCAUUCGCUCGUCCGCAAUAUCAGCUGCGCAGGCUGCCUGUGCAAAUGAAGCUAAUCAGUCCUCGGCAGCCCGCCAACGCGAUGCCUCUAGACUAUGGCACCAGCAAUGGCGGCCAUUUGGCACUAAUGCGAGCCCGUCCCAGACUUUCGACUCUCUCGCCUCCUCUUCAUCACGUAACAUCAGUGAAACCCACAUCAAGACGAAGAAGACACCGCUGGAUUACGGAAAACUUCGGCGAGCUCUGCUCGGGGGUGACGAUCCUUCGCUGCAACGUCCCCCCAAAGAAGAUGCGCCAGUCUCGCGCAAGACCAUAUCUGCUCAUCGCUACGCUCUGCGUGCAAUGCAUCUUCGUCGACUUGACGCCGCACUUUCCUCGUCAUCGCCAAAUCCCGAGGUCAUUGAGCGGCAUUUCUACGCUUUCUGCGAACAGCACGACGUCUGUACUGGGGGAACACCGGAGGAAAUACCUGCAGUUCUACUGCUAUCUGCUAGACAGCUGAACCGUAUGCUGAGCAUAUGGGCUGCACCACCUGGUCUUGAAGACCUCUUGGAGGUAGAAAUGCGGCGGGAAGGUCAUGUUCCAGGCGAAUUCGCGUCCGAAGAAGCAGAAGCAACGGUGGAAAGAAAGACGGAACGCGGUGCAAAGAAGGCUGUGAAACGCUGCAUGGCUUUGCUAGAGACCAUUCGCAUGGCAUUACUUGUCGAGACAUCACUCAAGAGCGAUCCACUACGAGUGGUGCAACGCUCUCAAGGCCUUCUGCAAGAUCUGUUGCUUUCACCUCAGCUCGGCCCGAGGCCGGCAAAUGCAACACCCCAAAUCCUGCUGUUGGACCGCCUCCUACACCUCGUGCUGAAUCGCUCGCGAACAAUCAGUACGCUGCAUCUCUUUGAAGCCUUACAAAUUGUUCGCCUGGUUCUUCCUUCACCUUUUCCAUACAAUCAUGACCCGGAAAUGCUUACGGCGGGGAAACGGCAGAACCAGCAAAUCAGGGUUCGUUUCAAGAAUAGCAUACAAUUACGCACUUACAAGCUGCUUCUCACGGCAGUCGCGCGCACUGUGCCUCGCAUAGGAUCGAGCCUGGGGGUGCUUGGCUACGACAGUGACCGCAUCACACCUGAGGAGAUGCAGUGGCGGGUGAAAGAAGUGAUCAAAUGCUUGCGUUCGACAUCCAGGGACAACCCGAAAGAAAUAGAGACGCCCCAGAAGCUGGAGCAGAAACCUUCUGAGGAGCUGGCAGCGCUUACACAGAAUCACCAUACCACUCGCAGACUGAAGCGACGCUUGUCGCGCUCAGCAAAUACCCGUCAGCUCGAAGUGAAAGCCUCACACGCAGAUGCCUUCGAUGUCCUCGAAAGCCUACUUGAACAGACACGCACAUUCGAAUGGACCGCGGAUAAGGCUCUUGCUGUCAUUUCUGCCUUAUGCGAAGAUUUGCGCUCUCACAUCAAGCUGGCUUCGCCUGGGUCAGCAGAGGCGGGCCCUGAUCAUCGCAAGAUCUUUGACAAGUCCACCUACAACGCAUUGCUCAUCUUUGCGAUGCGUUCGCACACCCUCGAGGCUGUGCCUCUCAUCAUUGCUAGGGCGGUCAAGCGAGGGCAAGCGGACGUCACACUGUUUAAUACAUUCAUGGCGCAUCUGCCCAACUUGCAGCCCAGAGUUCAGGACCAAAGUAUGAGUCAGGAGGACACGGCGCAACCGGACCAUCUGACUAGCUCAAGCACAUGGGCGAACGAGCUAGUGAUCGUCCGACUCAUCUACGAAGCCAUGCGCGACAAUCUCAUCUUGUUUGAACUUGAGACCCUGCGGGCACGGCCGGGAGCAGCUGCAAGAAAUCGCAAGCAGUACGCGGACUACGACGAUCCGCUUUCCGCGUUCGUUAUGGCAGGGCGUGAGCACGAAUUCGGGCCUGAUCCCAAUUUUGAAGACGGUCGUACGGGCAACGGUAUGAUCGCAUCUCCUCCACCGAGAGACUUGCCGCUCGCUCAGCGCCAGCUGCGAGGCAUGCUCGGCAUUGCAAAGCUUCCGUUGCACGUCAUUCCGAAUGCAGAGACGUACGCUCUGCUCGUCAAGUCGCUCAGCUGGCACGGAGACCUGCAAGGCGCAAUCGGCAUAAUCGAAGACAUGGUGCAGACGCCGAUAAAUUCGGGCUACCACCGUCGCCGCGUUGCUCACGCUGAUGUUCCCAAAGCUCGAGACGAUUCGCAACCGCAGGAAGACUUUUUCACCUCUCAGCCUGACGCCAACCGAAGCGAGGAGAACGAAGAGACCUUUCUCCCCGGCCUCGACAUCUACGACAGCCUUUUCCGUGGCUUUGCUCGACACAGCGUGCCUGGGCGCCUCGACUACCUCAACGAGCAUUCCUUGUCGCACUCUCGCUGGCAGAUCGAUGACUCAACACCCAGUGAUUGGAACGUCAACUCCUUCGGCGAUAUCUUCGAGUCCUUCUUGCAGCUUCGUCCCCGCCACUCUCCGCGUCGGGCAGGCUGGGUGGAUCCAUACAGCAGCGGCACCGCGAGUCAGAUCGACGACGGUGGGCAAUUGACGUCUUGCUCUUCUGCUCCAGUCGCUGUUUCAGCGGUACCAGCCCUUUACAAGCCACGCAAAGCCGUCGACAUCGACACUCUCGCACCGUCGACCAACCAGUUUUUCUGGCUGCUGACGGCUCUGCGUCGCGUCAGUGGCGACCACGCGCGGUGGACACUGCUGCAGUGGUCGCGCGCCUGGACCAAGUUCUCUGCCGUACCAUGGGAAAGCCUGGCGCGCGAGAUGGAGCUGGAGCGUAAGGCAAAGCCAAGGUACCAGAAUGCACUGCCUAUUGCUGCAGGGAAGGCUUUGCCUGUGCAGCUAGGUGUGUUCUCCGUCGACGCGAAGAAACGAGGUGAGGAGGACACGGAUGGGCACGUAGGUGCAGGCGGAGGCGAGAGCGCAGAGGGCCUACAGUUGAGCAACGGGCCACGCGUUAAAGGAGGUGGACCGAGGCGAACGGUUCGUGCGGAUGUCGGAAUAAGGAAUAUGCGCAUCGCAAGCGGGGAAAAGGCCAUGUGGAUGGACAUGUCGAUUCCGGAGCAAGACCGGGCAGGGGGCGCGUGGGUGCUUGCCAUGCUCAAUGCACGUCUCGUGCGUGUGCUCAUGUAUCUCAGACAGCGACUAUGACAACAACUACGUAAAGCUGCACUUGGCCCUGAUUUUCCUCGGACUCGCCCACUGCUCCGAGAAGGUAAACCCAAGUUUUCACAUAGAAGACAAUU
This is a messenger RNA of Tilletiaria anomala UBC 951, 3524 nucleotides long. RefSeq lists its product as uncharacterized. The transcript has a single exon. The record is from RefSeq and is a predicted model, not a curated record. NCBI's taxonomy places the organism in Eukaryota, Fungi, Basidiomycota, Exobasidiomycetes, Georgefischeriales, Tilletiariaceae. The coding region runs from base 211 to 3429 and encodes 1072 amino acids.